Molecule: messenger RNA, 1107 nt
Organism: Hansenula ciferrii
Lineage: Eukaryota; Fungi; Ascomycota; Saccharomycetes; Phaffomycetales; Wickerhamomycetaceae
Product: RING finger protein
Exons: 2
Coding region: 1-1107 (368 amino acids)
Source: RefSeq, a predicted model, not a curated record
AUGAAACAUUCAAGUAUUCCCAGCUCAAUUCUAUCUGUAUAUUUGGCAUUAACUUUUCUAUUUACAGAAGUAUCAACUUAUAAUAUACUGGAUCAUAUUAGUGAAUAUGAAUUAGAAAUUCAAAAAUGUAAUUAUUAUAAUGAUGAAUAUAGAAAAUUUAAAAUUGCAUCAAAUAAUAAUGGUGAUCCAGUUCGUGAUUUAUCAAAAGCUAAAAAUUGUUUACAUUUUAAACCACCAAAAUCAAAUGAAUUUAAACAUGGUAUUAUCUUUAUUGGUAUCAUUGCUUUAAUUUCAUUUAUUUUAGCAACACGUCCUCAUUAUCAAGGUCAAUUUGAUAAUUUUGUGAAAAUGAUGGAAUUUAUUCAGGAAGAUAGUUCAUUCAAGAGACAAAAUAAAUUUACAAUGAUUUUAAGAAUUUUGUUUUCUUUUAAAUUUAUAUCACUAUUGAUUUUAUCGUUGAUUUAUGUUCCUGUCACUGGUACAUAUGAUGCUAUCAAUUAUGUCUCAACUAAAAUGUUUAAACGAGAAGAAUACCCAUCACAAGAGAAUAAUGAUAAUAAUGAAAGAAUUGAAUAUUCAGCUAUAAAUGAUCAAAACUUGAAUCAGAAAAGUAUCAAUGGGAGCUCAAGUAAUGAAGAUCAAUAUUCAGGUGAAUCACAAGGUUUAUUAAAAGGACCUACUAUCAAACAUGAUCAAAUUACAAAAAUUACAAGAUCACAAAUUGAUAAUUUUACAGAAGAUUUAUCACAAAAUCAAUAUAAUUCAUUUAUGAUUCCAACUGAUAGAUUAUUACCAUCGAAUAAUCAAUCAAUCAUAUAUUUAACUUAUAAAGACCACGAGGGAGAAUUAGAUAAUGAUACUGAUGAUGAAAUUGAAGAUCAAGAAAACUGUAACAUUUGUCAUGAUAGAUAUCAUGAUUAUGAUGAAAUUGUUAAAUUACCUUGUAAUCAUAUUUUCCAUGAAGGUUGUUUAAAGAAUCUCCAAAGAAAUCAAUGUCCAAAAUGUGGAUUGGAUUUAGGCAAAUUUGAAUCUUAUCUGAAAUAUAAAGGAUUGAACCCAUCAAAUGUUGAGUUUCAUAAUGAAGAAUAUGUGAAUGAUGUAUAUUAA